AUGACAGGCUUCACCCUCCAAAACAACCAAGCCGACCUCCCCUCUCAAAAACCCACAGCAUCCUACUGGCACCGCAGCCCGUCGCAGACCCUCCUCGGCCACCGCACGACGGCCGAGCUCCCCGAGAGGGCGGACGUCAUCAUCGUAGGGGCGGGGCUCACGGGGGCGUUUGCGGCGAGGGAGGCGGUGGGGAGAGGGUUGGGGAGGGUGCUUGUGCUUGAGGCGAGGGAGGUGGGGUGGGGUGCUACGGGGAGAAAUGGAGGACACUGCCAGCCCUUCGUGUACGGCCAACAACCGCACAUCGCAGCCUUCGAGCUGAGAAACUACGCCUUCCUCAAGGACUUUGUACAGAAGAACGAAGUCCCCUGCGAUUGGGUCACGACCUCCGGCGUUCAUGGGCUGUACACGGAGGACCUUGUCGAGGUUGCCGCGAGGAACAUUAAGAAGCUGAAGCAGCUCGCCCCGGGACUUGCCUCGGUCGUCCAGCUCGUCAAAGCGGCGCCUAACAGCAGCAGUGAUGGAGAUCCCCUGGAGAGCCUUGGGUUAUCUGGCGCGAAAGGCGCCGUGGUGCAGAAGAACGCAGCCUCGCUGUGGCCCUACCGCCUCGUGGCAUGGAUCUUCGAGCAACUCCUCGCGGAAUCCACAAGCGGCGAUAGCAACUCGUUCAACCUCCAGACUGGAACACCCGUGCUCGAUAUCCAGCGCUUCAAACACUCGUGGAUAGUCCACACCCCGCGCGGCCAAGUAGCCACCCCGACCGUCCUCGUAGCGAGUAACGGGUACAUCUCGCGCAUCCUUCCCGAGUUCACGGGGCUCGUUGUGCCUGUUCGGGGACAAGUUGCGUCUUUGUACCCCGGGGAAAGGACAGGCGAUGAGGCGCUGAGGCAUACGUAUGUGUUUUUGGCGGCGAAGAGGGAGGGUGAAUCUGCGAUGGAUGAUUACCUUGUGCAGGCGAGGGGGGGUGAGAGGGAACUCGUAUAUGGAGGGGGGCGGGUCCGUGGUGUUGAUAAGGGAUGGGGGACUUCUCGUGAUGACGAAAUAGAUCCCGUGGUGUCGAACCAUCUACGGAGAAACUUACACCGCGUCCUUGCUACUCCCUCGUCCCGGGACUCAAGUGAUGAGAAUAAGGCGACAUCACAACAACCCGAAGCCGUCGACAACGCGAAACCAAUGCCCGCGUCCUUCGAAUGGACCGGCAUCAUGGGCUACUCCGCCGACGGCUACCCCUGGGUAGGCCAAGUCCCCCCCACCCUCGGCGGCGGCAAGGGCCUUUGGGUCUGCGGCGGAUAUACAGGCCACGGAAUGCCCCUGGCCGCCCUAUGCGCGAAGGCCGUCGUCGAGUUGAUAGGCGGGACGAAAGAUGAUGCGGUGGACUUGCCUGCGGAGUUCCGGGUCUCGGAGGAGAGGGCUGGAAGGGUGAGGGUAAGAGGUCCGAUUGGGAUGGAGAGCGCGGAGGAGCUCAUAGGCUACGUUUGA
This is a messenger RNA of Scedosporium apiospermum, 1476 nucleotides long. RefSeq lists its product as uncharacterized. The record is from RefSeq and is a predicted model, not a curated record. Gene Ontology annotation, cellular component: cytoplasm. Bases 1 to 1476 code for a protein of 491 amino acids. Gene Ontology annotation, molecular function: oxidoreductase activity. The transcript has 2 exons. Lineage: Eukaryota; Fungi; Ascomycota; Sordariomycetes; Microascales; Microascaceae.